AUGUUCUCAUCUGCUCCAACUUUGUUCUGUAUCCGCACGUUCUUCUGGCUGGCCCUUUUGGUCGUGCGAUACCCCCAAUUUGUAUCUGCAAGACCAACAAGCGAAGUGCUGCGACGCGAUAACAAUCAAGGGACAAGUGACGGGAAUGGCGUUUCUACAACCGUAUGGAUACCUGUAUUGAUAAUUGGAGUCGUCGUCGCCGUGAUGACAUUGAUUGGAUGCGUCAGACGGGCUACGCGGGUAGAAGUCAACGCAAACGCCGCAGCGAGCACUCGGAACCAACCUGCUGGUCAGGGAGCCUCAGCUCGCCCUGCAAGGCGCCGGAGGCCCGCACGGACUCCAAGUCAGAUUUCUACAAAAUCCCUUCCACCCUACAUGCUGGAACCGGGCGACCAGGAACUUGUCAUCUACAGAGGACCUUUGAAGAUGGAUGACGACCACGAUCCUAUGCAACUACCGGAAGAAGAAGACGACGACGAGCACCCUGAAUCAAGAGGGGCACAUCGUAGUCUUGACCUCGAGUCGCACGGUAUCACACAGGCGGAUAACUCUUCCACAAAUCUCAUAUAUAACGCCCCUGUUGACGUAACAAUGAGACGAAGCGUAGACGUCGCUAGCGUGAGCACAUCGCAUGACUCGCAAGAAAGUCAUUCUGGAUUGUUACCAUUGCACACUACACAAACGUCCGAAGACCCACGAGGAGAAGCGCCCCCGUACUUUGAGGUUGUAGGCCACGACACUCCCAACACAUUACCUAAUGAGCCUUCUGCAUCGGAGGCUUCUACCAUCGAUGAUGCUGCCCCUGGCCGGCGUUCUAGAUUCAGCUUCCUUUUCAACCCCUUCGGGAGUCCGUCACGAAAUCCGCCUAUUUCGAUCUAUAACAGGGCUGCCACUCCUGACCACGCUCGCAACGGUUCAUCCCUCUCCGUGGCAUCAACAAUUAGUGGACAUGGGCGCAACCGUUCAGGCUCUCAUUCGACGCUUUUGAAGGCUUUCCGACCCCACGACCAUUCCGUACCUAUGACAUCCCCGUCAACCAUCUCUUUGAACUCAAUAUCGGCACCUCUCACGCAUACUGUUGUACGCUCGGAGUUCCGGGUGCCGAAAGGUGGCAUGACGCCUGAGCAGAUCAAACUCAUCACCUCCAGGAAUGCACUGGAAAGAUUCGGUGUUCCAUACGGUCCGGACGCUGUAGCAUUUUCAGCGUCAAGGUCUAAUAUGGCACCACCACCUGACUUCGACGCCACUGUAUCAAGUUCGCCAGGUCAAGCCAGUGGGUCACCAUCAGCUGACCUUGACAACCCGUCUAGUACCAGUGUACCAGAGAGAGAAACAACAGGAAGCCCUCGUCUAUAA
This is a messenger RNA of Suillus subalutaceus, 1356 nucleotides long. RefSeq lists its product as uncharacterized. Bases 1 to 1356 code for a protein of 451 amino acids. The transcript is spliced from 3 exons. The record is from RefSeq and is a predicted model, not a curated record. NCBI's taxonomy places the organism in Eukaryota, Fungi, Basidiomycota, Agaricomycetes, Boletales, Suillaceae.